AAGAAUGUAAAUGUAGAAUGAAAAAAAAAGUAAAAGAUAAAACAAAGAUGGCGGGAGGUGAAGUUGAGAAGGCGCAGUCCGCCGCUCCUGGCGGCGAUACUAUAUUCGGGAAGAUACUAAGGAAGGAAAUACCAGCGAAAUUCGUCUACGAAGAUGACCAAUGCGUUGCUUUCCAUGAUGUUAAUCCCCAAGCUCCUACGCAUAUCCUGGUGAUUCCGCGUAAACCAAUUUCUCAGCUCUCGAAGGCUGAAGAUGGCGAUGAGAAACUGCUUGGUCAUCUUCUUAUCGCUGCCCGCAAGGUAGCGCAUCAGGAAGGGCUAGAUAAGAGCGGCUUUCGUCUAGUCAUUAACGACGGAAAGAAUGGAGCACAGAGCGUCUAUCAUCUUCAUAUUCACAUCCUAGGUGGCCGUCAGAUGCACUGGCCACCUGGUUAAGUUAAUGUUGUUAAUUACGUAAAAAUAAUAAAGCGUUUUCUUGUUCA
This is a messenger RNA of Pectinophora gossypiella (pink bollworm), 481 nucleotides long. It is a transcript of the gene HINT1, whose product is annotated as adenosine 5'-monophosphoramidase HINT1. Bases 18 to 434 code for a protein of 138 amino acids. Lineage: Eukaryota; Metazoa; Arthropoda; Insecta; Lepidoptera; Gelechiidae. Gene Ontology annotation, molecular function: hydrolase activity. Gene Ontology annotation, biological process: purine ribonucleotide catabolic process. The record is from RefSeq and is a predicted model, not a curated record. Gene Ontology annotation, cellular component: nucleus; cytoplasm. The transcript has 3 exons.